Neodiprion fabricii is the source of this 1760-nucleotide messenger RNA. RefSeq lists its product as uncharacterized. The record is from RefSeq and is a predicted model, not a curated record. The transcript has 5 exons. Lineage: Eukaryota; Metazoa; Arthropoda; Insecta; Hymenoptera; Diprionidae. The coding region runs from base 67 to 1386 and encodes 439 amino acids.
AUUUAAAGGAGUCAGAUACUGCGGCGGAAGUUGUCCGAAUUAGUUCAUGAGACGGCAAGCGUAAGAAUGAUCCUAACGCGAAGUUCUUUGAUAUUGCUAGGACUAACUGUGUUCCAAAGCAUCGGCAGAGCAAAUGUCCUUGCAGCCGAUGGGGCGCAAACUUGCAUCAAUUUGUGCGAGAGCUGCGGUGGAAUAGCAACAUUUCAACACAACAUUUGUCAGUGCCACGUUGCCGAUGACAAUGAUCAAGGUGCCGAAUGCAUUCACCGAAUGAGAAGGCAAGCUCAGGAACUUGGAGUAGACAUAGUAUCCUGCGAUCUCGCUAAUCCUGAAGCAGAUCGUCCCGCUCGGUGUGCUGUAUCUCCGCUGCGACGGUUGAGGACUCGAGGUAAUGGCGAUUUAAUCGCAAGAUAUUUCAUGGGGAACGGGUUAGCUUCGCUCCUGGGGUCGAGAAACCCGGAGGCAGAAUCAACGGGGGAUUCUGAUUCCUCAUCUAGGCAGGAAAAUGUUGGCGCAAGUGAGGCUACAAGCGGCGAUCAGGCAGAGAUCACUGGGGACCAGUCGAACAUGAAUUCCGCUGUCGUUGGGGCGCCAUAUCAAUUUUUGGAAACAGAUCCUUACAUGGUAGCAGCAAUGGCUAACUGGUAUCAGCCGCACAAUAUGAUGACUAUAGACGAAAGUUGUACGGGAGUACGGGAUGGCACUGAAAUGCAAAGCUUCUUGGGACAACCGAACCCUGCAAUUACUUCGAUGACUGACAAUGAAUCGGGACAAGCAAAUUUUGUUGGUUCACCGAAUCAGGAUGAGAUCGGGGGAGUCUCAUCAGGGAGAAUGUAUGAGUCAUAUAAUUUGCAUCCAUUAAUGCUGGGCAUGAAUCCAUACGCCUACUUUAUUCGUACACCUUAUGGGGCCCAGUUUCCAGGGGGAUCGCAAAUGCUGGGCAUGCAGUCGUACCACUAUAAGUCUAUAGAUGGAGAUCGAAACUCUCAGUCCCGAGAAAACAACGUCGUGGGUCUAUCUCCUUAUUCGAAUUGUCAAACGUCACUACUUGGAGAAAGUAACCCCCAUCUAGGGGAUUCGGCCGCUGGACAGGAGAAUAGUCAAGAUAAAAAUGGAAUGCCGGACGAAGAAGUUACGGGAGAGGCAAAUCCAGUAGGCUUACAUCGCGAGGAUAGGCAACACCUUGGUAGGAAUGGACAAGUCGAUAAAGAUGUUAAAGGAGAUGCAGCGGAUCCAGAAGAAAUCAAAGAUCAAACUGUUGGUUCCUCAAAGUAUAAACUAAAACGGAGACUGAACAGAUUUAAAACAAAAGAAAGCCGCUCUACACCUGCAGAUCAAGUUGACUCGCGUUAUGGACAUCCGGACGAUCCAUAUGGCGCUGCGUAAGAAAAACGGAUUCAAAGAAGUAAAAUGUACUUUCCGGAGCAGACUUCUUCAAUACAGAUUUUAUGAUGUUAUAUAGGUUACGUAGGUAGAAUAUUAUUUUUGUUAUGCAUACUUAAUUGUAAAUAAUCCACGCAUCUCGUUGAUUCGUAUGUAUAAUUUCAUUUAAGAUGAAGAUCUACAAUAAUGACGUAUUUUAAGUAGAAUAACAUAUCAUUAUAUUUACUCUGAAUUUUGUAUCUUCAGUAGUUUUCGCAAUAAAUUAAAAACUAUAUUAACUGCAGUAGAAAGAAUAUGCUUAUAGAAAUUGGAUAUCUUCAAAGUACAUUACGAUGUUACCUAACUCUGUGACAUUAUAUCAUUUUUUGUAGCAUGCU